UUCGCGGGCAAUAUGACUUCCAAAUAUGGUUUCCAAUUGUCUCGUUUGGCCAAUGACAUUCGUGGAUUUCCAUUCCGGCUUCUUACAUAUGCGCUGUUGGUUUGUUUUCUGCGCAUAUCGCACAUGUUCCUUUGUAGGGGAAAUGUUUUUGAUUUGAGAAUUUGGCUAUUUUCCUCGUGUCUAUGAUUGAUCUCCGGAUUCGUUCGACGCGAAAACGCAGGAUGUGCUCCUGCCCGCACCUGAAAGACUUUAAAAAGGCCGAUGGCUUGAAAGUCUUUCGCAAAGUUCACGCACAUUUCGUCUGCUGCGGUUCGCGUGAAGCAAGGAAGCGAAAGGCCAGCUUGUGCCAUUGUCACGAAUGUGGAACGUACUCCAGCCGUCUUCACUCGUGCCUUUUGUGCGUCUAUUUUGGUUGCUAUACCGGAAACCGGCACAUUCACCAUCACGCACAAUCAACUGGGCACUCUCUAGCUCUGGACCUGACGCAUGGCGUAGUUUACUGCUUCGUGUGCAAAGACAAUGUUUACGAUUUCGAUUUGGAGAAAGUUGGUGUCGAGCAAGCCGUUAGAGCUUGGAAGACUUUAGGAAAUGGUCGCAUAAAGUAUGUUCCCUGGGAACCAAGUAAAGCUGAACUCCAACUUCUUAGAGAAAAUAAGAAAAGGAUCAAGUUAGAAACAAAUUCCUUUAUAGGUCUUAGAGGUCUGACCAACCUUGGAAAUACGUGUUUUAUGAACUGUAUAAUCCAGGCAUUGACCCACACUCCAUUACUCAGAGACUAUUUUUUGUCUGAUCAACAUGUCUGUUCUGGAGACAAAGAUCAAUGUAUUGUUUGUGAAGUUGGUUCAGUCUUCCAAGAGUUCUACUCAGGGCAAAAGGUGCCACACACUCCUUUCAAACUCUUGCAUCUUGUUUGGACGCACGCACGCCAUUUAGCAGGUUAUGAGCAACAGGAUGCACAUGAGUUCUUUAUUGCUGCUCUUGAUGUACUUCAUCGGUAUUGCAAAGAUGAUGCACCAAACAAGGACAUGUUGGCUCCUAAUAACCCCAACAGAUGUAACUGUAUAAUAGAUAGAAUAUUUACUGGUGGGCUUCAGUCAGAUGUUACGUGCCAAGCAUGCAAAUGUGUUUCUACCACCAUUGAUCCCUUCUGGGACAUCUCUUUGGACCUGGGAAAUGUUGAUCACAGCAAUGGCAAUGGUAGAAGUAGUUCUGGAGCAUCAGCUGCAUCAACCCCUGAUCCCACACCACCAGAAGAAAAUGGUCAGCCAGUACCGGAAAGCAGCCAUCAUGAUGAAAGCUUUGUUCCCAAAUCACUUGUAGAGUGUUUGAGAAGAUUUACAAGGCCAGAAAGACUUGGAAGUGAAGCCAAGAUAAAGUGUAGUCAGUGUCAAACAUAUCAGGAAUCUACCAAGCGGUUAACAAUGAAGAAGUUACCUAUUGUAGUUUGUUUUCAUUUCAAGCGUUUUGAACAUUCAAAGAAAUCCAAGAAAAUAUCAACGUACAUUCCUUUUCCUCAGCAAUUAGACAUGGCUCCAUUUAUGGCUUCAAGAUUGAAUGGUAAUAGUGAUCACGGUCAGUCCACGCUGUCUUGUGACUCAAAGUAUACGUUAUUCGCCGUUGUGAAUCACAGUGGUACUUUAGAAGUCGGCCAUUACACGUCCUUCAUUCGUCAACAGCAGCAGUGGUUUAAAUGCGAUGACGCGUGGAUUACUAAAGCAACACUGGACGAUGUUCUUCAAAGUGAAGGAUAUCUACUUUUCUACCACAAGAAAGUCCUUGAAUACGAAUAACUUCGGGCAAAGCCUGUUUCAUGGUCGAGUGAAACAGUGUGAUUAAUAAGUUGUUCUAAAGAGGGAUCAACCAAAUAUAAUUAGAUAAAUAUGACUUAAUUUAUGUUUAAAAAAGGUCUAAAUAGCCCACACCCCUCAAGCGAAUUCUAGAAUUCGCGUUUCUAUAUUUAGUGAGUUGUACACUUACCGGAUCUUACAAGCGAGUCAAAAGCAAGUCAGGCGCCGUUCGAAGGGCGAGGGAAAUGAAGUUGAUCUAAGAGCUGUACAACUUGGUAUACAAUGUAAAAUGUUGCUCGAUAAGAAGAGGGGGUUAAAUAUGUGAGCCCUCAUUUUCUACUUGUCUAGUCGAUAAGAAUAAGUCAAUUAUGCCCGGUCUCCUUGCCUUAGGAAUAGAGACGUUUAAUUUCAAGUACGAGAACAUGUAUGAGAUUUGACCGCAAAUUUCCUUUAAUUUUCUUUUACCAUUAAGAACAUUUUCGAGAUACUCGUGGUCCAAAUAAGGACAGUCACGUGAUUUUUUCCGCCAAAAUGACAAACGCUCUCACGUGUGCUCUGUUUUACUAUUGGUUAAUCUCGCCCUCGGGAUGGAAUAUAAAGCUCUCUAUUACCUCGCUGCAGUCAAGACCGUAGGCAUACAAAAUUCCUUUUUCUAUAAAUUUUGAAUAAACGUACUAAGCAAACCUCGCAAAAUACAAGUCGAUAAUAAUUUAACAGGAAGGAUAUGCGUUCUUCAGUUGAAGAAGCUUAAUUUGUCACUCGUUUUUGAAAGUGAAAAAUAAUUUUAUACCUUAACUACUAAAGAAACGUUCUUUUGUUUGCUUAGUUCACUAGCAUCUUUUACAGUGGUCCGUCAGAUGGUACCUUUUGGACUCUCUGGUUGUUUUCAAGUUCUCAACCCCGCGCUAAUUUUUUUUCAAGUUAGUUUUGUAACUUAAUUUCGUACACAAAUACAAAGCUGUUGUUAAUAAUAAAUCCCAGAUUUAUAAAACUAUUUGCUAUAUAAAUAUAUGGGAAUGUAUUUAUUUGAAAUGUUUUUCGCUGUUAAACAAAAUUUUUCGGUACUCUCCGAUUAUUAAAUAAACUGUUCACUCGGUAA
Orbicella faveolata is the source of this 2886-nucleotide messenger RNA. Its product is annotated as ubiquitin carboxyl-terminal hydrolase 22-like. Lineage: Eukaryota; Metazoa; Cnidaria; Anthozoa; Scleractinia; Merulinidae. Gene Ontology annotation, molecular function: cysteine-type deubiquitinase activity; zinc ion binding. Gene Ontology annotation, biological process: protein deubiquitination. The record is from RefSeq and is a predicted model, not a curated record.